Clonostachys byssicola is the source of this 906-nucleotide messenger RNA. The record is from the annotation of a GenBank genome assembly. Lineage: Eukaryota; Fungi; Ascomycota; Sordariomycetes; Hypocreales; Bionectriaceae.
AUGGCUUCCUACCCGGCUCCUAUCCAACUGUCUCCCUCAGUCUCUCUCUACCAAUACCAAGAAGAUCCGAGACCGAAAGAAGCAAAUCAAAAAGACGAAAAUGGGCCACGUCUUGUGAUUCUUGCCACAUGGGCAUUCGCCCAAGACAAGCACAUCGUCAAAUACAUUGACAAAUACCGAGCGCUGUUUCCUAAGGUUUCCAUUCUCGUCGUUAAAUCGUUCCUGAGGCACUUUUUCUGGCUCCCAGGGGCCCGGAAAGAGCUCGAACCAGCGGCAGUUGCAAUCCGUAGCCUCUUGAGUGCAGACGACCCAACCGGGACAUCUACUACUAGGCCACCCAUGCUGGUUCACCUAUUUUCGAAUAGCGGCCUCAGCACAAUCUACAACCUCUGCGACGCAUAUUCGGGUACUACGGAAAUAGAAAAGACCAACCCCAGAGACCGCCUCCCUCUCCAUGCGACAAUUUUCGACUCAUCCCCGGGAACGUACGAGUACAUGUCGGUAGCGUCUGCAGUCAUGUUUGGAGUACCCCGUGGCAACUGGCUUGCACGGAUCAUGGCCACACCGCUUGCCCAUUUCCUCAGCAUGUGUCUUUGGAUUUGGGUGCGUGUCUUCGGUGGCGCUGACUGGCCGCGAGUUUGGGGCCAGGCAUCGAAUAACACGACAAGAUCUGUUGAAACGUGCCGGUCUUACCUAUUCAGCGCCGCGGAUCCAUUGGUUAGAAAGGAUGCCGUACAGGCUAAUGCGAAGGAUGCUCUUGUAAAAGGCUUUCAUGUUUUGUACCAAGAGGAUUUCGGCAACAGCAAGCAUGUGGCACAUGCACGAUCUGACCCGAAUCGUUAUUGGCGAGUGGUCAAAGAAACCUGGGAGGGACACAAGAGCGGAGAUGAGACAAACACGAUAUAA